UUCAGCGCGGGGGCCUCUGGUUGUGUAUUCCCUCUGACAAGCAACUAUGGGAUUAACAAACUAGUCCGGAGAUGUGUGUCUCCUUGGUCACCUAUGAAAACACUCUCCAUUAACCCUUCACACCACUGAAACUGUCUCAUUGUUCUGUACGACAGCUGAGUUUUUAUUACGGAAGAAUGUUAACAUCUGUGUCUUUGAGUAGAGCUGGAAAACCAACUUGCCCAGCUGAGCUAACCCGCUAGCCCCGUUAGCCUUCUCGGCUCGGCUCGACGACAUAAUAGGCUGCUGUGCUGCUGGGAACACGGUGUGCUCGUCGUGUCAGAUCAACCCAGCGCUAAUCGAGGAUAAUACCGGUGCUUUUCAGAUAGUAUCCUUGGUCUACUUUAUCAUUCCCGGUUGCCUUUUGUUGUGUAAUCAUCAGCCCUGACCGCAGGAUGGAGAGCCACUAGCUCACUGAGCCAGUCCCCGCAGUGUUAGCAGAGCUCUGCUCUCAUUGCGCCGGCUAUAAAUACACUGCUUGUCCCAUGCUCCUCAGUGCGCCUACAUAAGUGGUUAGCUUGUCCAUAUUGGACUUGUCUUCGACUUGUUUUCUGGACACCUUGCUCGGAGUUUGAGACUCUACAUGGUCACCACAGUGAGGUUAAGUCGACUGGAAGAGAGACCCCGAGGUUGUGAGCCCUGCUGGCCUGGUCUAACGUUACAUGGUGCCGGCUGCUGGGCUUCAGGUCUCCAGGUGAACCAAACUCGGCUUUGGCUGAUCGGUGGCCGAAUAUCAUUUUGCCCCAAUGGCCUUGUUCUGUCAUCAGUAGUCAUAUAAACAAACCUUGGUCCAGCCCAGGUUUGAAGGACCGAAACUUUGUGAAGGUCAGAGAGAAAAACGCUUUGUUGUCUACUGUCAACUGUGUGAGAUCAGCGAGGCAGACUUCAUCUGUCCAGAGCACAGCACCAUGUCGGAGGAUAACAACGCAGACAAGUUCAUCAAGGAGACCUCCAUUCUAGACGAGUACAACAUAAACUGGACACAGAAGUUGGGAGCCGGCAUCAGUGGACCUGUCAGAGUUUGUGUGAAGAAGUCAUCUCAGGAACGCCUGGCCCUGAAGAUCCUCAUUGAUCGCCCCAAGGCCAGGAAUGAGGUGCGUCUCCAUAUGAUGUGUGCCAACCACCCAAACAUAGUGCAAAUCCUGGAGGUUUACGCCAAUAGUGUCCAGUUUCCGCAUGAGUCCAGCCCGAGAGCGAGGCUCCUGAUUGUUAUGGAGAUGAUGGAGGGUGGAGAGCUGUUCCACAGAAUCAGUCAGCACAGGCACUUUACUGAAAAGAUGGCCAGUCAGGUCACUAAACAGAUCAGUCAAGCCUUGGAACAUUGUCACUCCCUAAAUAUUGCACAUCGUGACCUGAAGCCAGAGAACCUGCUCUUUAAGGAUAACUCUCUGGAUGCACCUGUGAAGUUGUGUGACUUUGGCUUUGCCAAAAUUGAUCAAGGAGACUUGAUGACUCCUCAGUUCACUCCCUACUACGUAGCACCUCAGGUACUUGAGGCUCAAAGAAGACACCAGAAGGAAAAGUCUGGAAUUAUACCUACCUCACCCACUCCUUAUACCUAUAACAAGAGCUGUGACUUGUGGUCCCUCGGUGUGAUCAUUUACGUGAUGCUGUGUGGCUAUCCUCCGUUCUACUCCAAGCACCACAGUCGCACCAUCCCAAAGGACAUGAGGAAGAAGAUUAUGACGGGCAGCUUUGACUUCCCUGAAGAUGAGUGGAGCCAGAUCUCUGAGAUGGCCAAGGACAUCGUACGCAAGCUGCUGAAGGUGAAGCCAGAGGAGAGGCUGACUAUUGAGGGAGUCUUAGAUCACCCUUGGCUCAACUGCACCGAGGCCCUCGACAACGUGCUGCCCUCUGCCCAGAUGAUGAUGGAUAAGGCGGUAGUCGCAGGUAUCCAGCAGGCCCACGCAGAGCAGCUGGCCAACAUGAGAAUUCAGGAUCUGAACGUCAGCCUGAAGCCUCUAAACUCUGUCAACAACCCAAUCCUCAGGAAGCGGAAACUACUAGGCCCCAAGCCCAGUGACGGUUUCUUCAUUCAUGACCCAGAGAACGGAGGGGAAGACUCCAACGUAGCGCUGGAAAAAUUGCGAGACGUCAUUGCACAGUGUAUACUACCACAAGCUGGAGAGAACGAGGAUGAGAAGCUGAAUGAGGUGAUGUAUGAAGCCUGGAGGUUCAACAGAGACUGUAAACAGCUGAGAGACGGCCUGCAGGGGCUCAGCUGGGACGGGCGAUCUUUCUCCGAUAAAGUCGACCGCUUGAAGUUGGCUGAAAUAGUGAAACAGGCCAUCGAAGAGAAGACGAAUCUCCAAGAAUCUCAUUAGCAAACGCUGUCUUUCUAUCUUCUUUUUAUAUUGUUUAUUAUGACCCUUUUUAACCCAUAUCUGUAAAGAGGCUUUUUUAUGUAAAAUGAUGCGCUAAUUUUUUUGUUUUUUUUCAUGAAUUCACUUGCAAGACCUAUUGUACAGCUGUAGAUAUAUUUCAAAGAGGACUCAUUGGUACUAUACUUUUUUUUAAUGGAAACUUGCAAAGAACAUUGAAAAAAAAACUAUAUUUUCAUUUUUGGAAAAAAGAGAAAAGAGAAAAAUCAUUUAAAGAAAUUAUUUUCUGGGAGGGAAUUUUUAUCAGCUGCUUGUCCAAGGCAUCACGUAUUAUCCCAGUUAUUUCAUUUUAUUCUGUUUUUAUUUUCUUUUAACUAUCCUAAGAUUUGUAUUUAUUUAAACAAAGAUUUCCAUUAUUUUAUACUUGUAGCCUGGCAGAGGGCUCUAAAGUCGAGAGAAGCUGUCUACGGUGUGACUUUGUUCUUCCACACACUCUCUGAUUCUCAGACUGCGUUUAAAUUAUAUCAAUCUUUGUUGUUGUGUAACUUUUUGUUGUGUAGAAGUAAAGGCCGAAUGGAAAUGUAGGUAAAAGAAAGUGUCAUGAAAUAGACAAAUGCAGCCGGAAAUUAAAUUCGUCACAACCCC
This is a messenger RNA of Sebastes umbrosus (honeycomb rockfish), 3005 nucleotides long. RefSeq names its product MAPK activated protein kinase 5 (gene mapkapk5). The record is from RefSeq and is a predicted model, not a curated record. Gene Ontology annotation, biological process: negative regulation of TOR signaling; protein autophosphorylation; Ras protein signal transduction. Bases 948 to 2363 code for a protein of 471 amino acids. Gene Ontology annotation, molecular function: calcium/calmodulin-dependent protein kinase activity; calmodulin binding; calcium-dependent protein serine/threonine kinase activity. The transcript has 14 exons. Gene Ontology annotation, cellular component: nucleus; cytoplasm. NCBI's taxonomy places the organism in Eukaryota, Metazoa, Chordata, Actinopteri, Perciformes, Sebastidae.